AUGGCCAAGACUAUCAAGUUAUGGCCAAUGCUAUCAAGUAAUAUGGCCAAGACUAUCAAGUUAUGGCCAAUGCUAUCAAGUAAUAUGGCCAGAACUAUCAAGUUAUGGCCAAUGCUAUCAAGUAAUAUGGCCAAGACUAUCAAGUUAUGGCCAAUGCUAUCAAGUAAUAUGGCCAGAACUAUCAAGUUAUGGCCAACGCUAUCAAGUAAUAUGGCCAAGACUAUCAAGUUAUGGCCAAUGCUAUCAAGUAAUAUGGCCAAGACUAUCAAGUUAUGGCCAACGCUAUCAAGUAAUAUGGCCAGAACUAUCAAGUUAUGGCCAAUGCUAUCAAGUAAUAUGGCCAGGACUAUCAAGUUAUGGCCAAUGCUAUCAAGUAAUAUGGCCAGAACUAUCAAGUUAUGGCCAAUGCUAUCAAGUAAUAUGGCCAGGACUAUCAAGUUAUGGCCAAUGCUAUCAAGUAAUAUGGCCAGAACUAUCAAGUUAUGGCCAAUGCUAUCAAGUAGCAGCCUAUGUUAA
Messenger RNA from Brugia pahangi, 516 nucleotides. The record is from the annotation of a GenBank genome assembly. Lineage: Eukaryota; Metazoa; Nematoda; Chromadorea; Rhabditida; Onchocercidae.